This is a messenger RNA of Closterium sp. NIES-67, 2406 nucleotides long. NCBI's taxonomy places the organism in Eukaryota, Viridiplantae, Streptophyta, Zygnematophyceae, Desmidiales, Closteriaceae. The record is from the annotation of a GenBank genome assembly.
UGUCAUGGCAGGUGAGCCUGGUCAGCAAGGACUCUCCCAUGCUCGAUGGGCUCGACUCCGCCUCCAUUGAGAUGGAGCACGCCAAGCGCAAGCUGGCAGAGAUGAUGACCACCAACGACCCCCCAGUGCUCUCGCCCACGCACGGCCAACCACCAGCCCUGCAGAGCCCGCGCCGCCCGUCGCAGUCGCGCUCGCACUCACGCAGCAGCAGCAGCAGCAGCACCCACAGCAGCAGCCUCACAUCACAACCCUCAGGCCCGUGGAUGACUGAUGCGCCCUGGCUGCCUGACCGGCCCCUCAGCAAGCUGCACAAGCUGGUGGAGCUCAUCAAGGCCCUGGCAGCCCACGCCAAGGAGAAGUGCCGCGAGGACGACGUGGACGGUGCUCUGGAGGCGGAGGUGGAGGAAGCUGUCAAGAAGCUGCGCAUCGUGCCCGUGCCGCCACCGCCGCGGGGCGCGCACCAGAAAGGGCAGGGGCAGCAGGGCGUGGAGCAGCAGGGCGCAGGGCAGCAGGGCGUGGGGCAGCAGAAGGGCGGGAAGCAGAAGGCGGUGCCGUACGACAGCACGGUGCUGGGCAAGGCGCGGUUCGACGAGAGCCGCAUCGCCGCGGGGCUGCCGUGCGGUACAGAGGAGUUCCUGCUGAUAUUCGCACGGUGGAAGAAGCUGGAGAGAGAUAUCUACAACCCAAGGAAGGACCGCUUCAACAUCAGCAAGAUACCAGAUGUCUACGACUCGGCCAAGUACGACCUCGUGCACAAUCGCCAUCUGCACCUCAAGGGCCUCCACGAGCUCUUCCUGCUCGCCAAGGAGAUGGCCAACGGCGUCAUUCCCAAUGAGUACGGCAUCACGCCUUACAGCAAGCUCAAUAUUGGAGCCAAGGUGGCCCGGCGCCUGCUGGGCAAGUUGCUAAUCGACCUGCACAACACAAGGGACGAGGCGGUGGCAGUGGGGCAGGCGAUGCAGCAGCACCGGCAAUGCCUCAAGGAGCAGCGCGCAGCCGCCGUGGCGGCGGCGGUGUUCAACCAAGAGCAGGCAAGGCAGCACCGCCGGUCGUCCGGCGAGGCGAAGCGCCGCUCCGAUGGGCAGCCUGAGGGGGACAACGAUGACAGCAACGCGCAGUAUAGACUGGACCCCAAGUACGCCAACGUUCGAACACCGCAGCGACAUGUGCGCACUCGCCUCUACUUUACUUCCGAGUCCCACCUGCACAGCGUGAUGAACGUGCUGCGCUUCUGCCAGCUGGACGAGUCCUUGCAGGGCGAGGCGCCUCUGCUGAGCCCCGACGCGCUGACGCGCCUCUAUGAGAUGCGCGAGCUCGACUACCUCACGCACGUGGUGCUGCGCAUGUACGAGAACGUGGAGGUGGAUCUGAACGACCCACGUCGCUUUCGAGUGGAGAUCAUGUUCAGCCCGGGCUCUUGCUGUCAGCCCUCUCGAGGUGGAGCCCACCAAGAAGGACCACACGCUGCCAGUGCUGCCCCCCUUCACGGUGCAGAACGACGCGCCCGACCAGCUCACCAUGCGCCGCAUGGACCGCAUGCUGCACCCCUUCGCCAUGCCGCCCGAGGACUUCCCCCGCCCGUGCAGCCACAGGGCUUCUCCGGCCUCUUCCUCAAGGGCACCGUCUUUGAGCGCAUCGUCAGCUUCUGGCCGUUCCGCAACACCAUAGGGGGCGGUAGCAAGAGCAAGGGGAGUUGCACCAGCAGCAGCGGUGCUGCCUCUGCUGCCACCGCUGCCACUGCUGCUGCCAGUGGGAGCAACACGUCGCUACCCACCCUCCCACAUGCCAGCUCCAGCAGCAGCAGCAUCCCAGACACAGGAGCAGCACAGGGCAGCAACGCCACAGUCACCACCAGCAGCAGCGGCAGCAGCAGCAGCCUGAGCAAGGCUGCCCAGGGCCGCUCCUCCCCCCUGCGCACCUCGUCCGGUGUUCCCCUCGUUUCCGCCUCCGACGUGCCCGCAGCAGGCAGGAGCCCCGGGGGCAGCCCCCUGAGGCUGUUUGGCAGGAGGGGGUCGGACGAAGGGUCAGGGAGCGGAGGGGGAGGGGGGCUGUGGAGGAGAGGCUCAGGGGGGCUGAGUGGAUGGGGAGGAGGGGAUGACGGCAGGGGAGGGGCGGGUGGUGGGGGUAGUGGGAGGGCAGCAUCUGGUGCGGCGAGUCCAGCAAAGGAUGGGUAGAGGGGGCCACUGCAUGGGUGGACGGUGUAGUUAUGGGCGGGGAACAUGAGGGGCAAAGCUUCGAUUUGGAAAUAAAGAAAAAACGUGGGUGCCUGUCUAUGUGGUAUGUACCUAAGCAUAGUGAGACACUGCAUGCGGCAGUCUUGCCUGUUUGUCAAAUUGUUCGAAAGUAGGGCGUGCCAGUAUUUUCGCAAGUAAUGCGUGCUACAAACAAGAAAUGUAAUUUUUUGAA